AUGCCUCACUUUGAGAACGAGCCAACGAUCGCCGUUGACGACACCUUCGGAGACUGGAGAGACACGCUGAUUGAGGAUGGAUUCGUGGUGCUGAAAGGAGUCCUUUCGCAAGGAAAAGCGCAGUCGUACGUUGUCCGCAUGUACAAAUGGCUGGAGUCCUUUCCGUUUGGCUUCAAGCGAGACGACCCAAGCACUUGGAAGCCACAAUGCCUGCCGAACAAUAUGAAGGGCGGCAUGUACCAUGACUACGCCGUGCAGCAUGAGAAGUUUAUGUGGGACGCUCGUUGCGAACCCUCAGUUGUCGAACCGUUCCAGAAGCUUUGGGGAACCGAAGACCUGCUGGUAUCGUUUGAUGGCAUGAACCUGACAUUCCCCGUAAAUCCUCGUCCAACAUCUGCGCCCUGGCCACAUGUGGACCAGAGUCCGCUUCGCAAAGGCAUGCAGUGUGUCCAGGGCAUUCUAAAUCUGGCACCAAAUGGCCCAAAAGAUGGUGGACUGGUGGUUUUGAAGAAGUCUAGCAAACUCAACGAGCUGUUCUUCAAGACUCAUACCAUGAAAGAGGGCAGUACGUGGAGUCCGGCAGACUGGUACGGCUUCUCGCAGGAAGACGUUGAGUGGUUUCAAGCCAAGGGUUGUGAGAUGGUCAAAGUCUGCGCUGAUCCUGGUGAUCUCGUACUCUGGGACUCGAGAACAGUCCAUUACAAUGUCCUGCCAGAGACCGACAACACAAGAGCAGUGAUGUAUAUUUGCUACUCGCCUGCUCGUUUCGCGUCAGAAGAGGACUUGCAAGAGAAAGCCACGCUUUUUCAUGAGAGGACUGGAACUACUCAUUGGCCUCACGCCAACAUCUUUAGAGCAGGUGAAAAGCAUCCAGAGCGGACAGCAGGAGAGCCAUAUGGUAGAAAUCGGCCAGUGGAGGAGCCUGAGGAGCCUGAGAUCCUAUUAAAGUUGGCGGGGGCUCUGUCGUACUAA
Zasmidium cellare ATCC 36951 is the source of this 972-nucleotide messenger RNA. RefSeq lists its product as uncharacterized. The record is from RefSeq and is a predicted model, not a curated record. The transcript has 4 exons. Lineage: Eukaryota; Fungi; Ascomycota; Dothideomycetes; Mycosphaerellales; Mycosphaerellaceae. The coding region runs from base 1 to 972 and encodes 323 amino acids.